Molecule: messenger RNA, 426 nt
Organism: Zingiber officinale
Lineage: Eukaryota; Viridiplantae; Streptophyta; Magnoliopsida; Zingiberales; Zingiberaceae
Product: ethylene-responsive transcription factor 3-like
Exons: 2
Coding region: 1-426 (141 amino acids)
Biological process (GO): regulation of DNA-templated transcription
Molecular function (GO): DNA binding; DNA-binding transcription factor activity
Source: RefSeq, a predicted model, not a curated record
AUGGCUGGCCACAAGAGAAAGCUGCUACAAGGUGUCGAUGACCGGAGAAUCAGGGCUGCGACAAUCAGCAAAUCGGAGCUAUGGUACGGCCAAUACAUCGAGAGAGAGAGAUAUAUGAUAAAGAAAGGCCGAGUUCUGGUGGAGCCGGCGGCGGCAGUAGCGGAGACGCGGUUCCGCGGCGUGCUGAAGCAGCCGUGGGGGCGGUUCACGGCCGAGAUCAGGGACCCCUGGAAGAAGGUCAGGGUGUGGCUCGGAACCUUCGACUCGGCCGAGGCUGCCGCUCUGGCCUACGACUCCGCCGCUCACGCGUUCCGUGGUUCCAAGGCCAAGACCAACUUUCCCCUAGCCGCCGCCGCUGCUGCGUCUCCCACCCCUACUCCUGCAUUCCGCUGCCCUCCCUCCGCUGACCCAACCCUAGGGUUUUGA